This is a messenger RNA of Zootermopsis nevadensis, 5156 nucleotides long. The record is from RefSeq and is a predicted model, not a curated record. NCBI's taxonomy places the organism in Eukaryota, Metazoa, Arthropoda, Insecta, Blattodea, Termopsidae.
AUGCCGAAGCACAACAAUAUGGAGGUGUAUAUGGGGCGUAGAGAUUUUUUUACGUGGGUUAUGUUUGGAGAUAUUGAGGGAAAUUUUGACUUUGGUGCGGAGUCGUCGGCGAGUAAGAGCCUCCGACACCCAGGGAAUAUACGUGGAGCAGAAGUUGGGGUGCAGGACAAGACAGUAGUCGCAGUGGCCAAGAAGAGUUGGAUAGCAAGGGCGGGCGGGGGUCGCUCUUCGCUCGAAGAAGUCGUCGGCCAUCGUGCGAAUGGCGAAGACGAGGAGGAGUGGCAAAGUGAAGCGGAGGGUGAGGCGCCUUCAUCAGCCGUUAGAGGUGGUGACGAAGGGGGCGAGGCGUCUCGUGACGUCACAAACAGCUGCACUAAAACGUCCCCGCUGUCAGUACAGGAAGGGGAAUCACCGCAUCCACCGCCCCCCAGACUUCGGCUUAAGGCAGGCCUUGCAACCGAUCCUGCUCUGAGGGCUGCGGUCCCCAGUCCUGUGCUGCCCACCACCGCCCCCGGUUUGGAGUAUCUUGCUGCUCUGAACCCAGCCUUCCACUCAGCACUUCCCUCGAGCCAGUUCUUCUGUUUACCGCCUAUGCCACCUGACGGGGCUACAACAGUGCCACUACCAAGACCCAAACCCGACGCCUUAGAGUCCAGACAAGUGCCAGUGUUCAUGUGCAACCCCUGUGGAAUCCGCUUCAGUUCACUGAGUACCCUGGAGGCUCACCAAACAUACUACUGCUCCCACAGGACAGGAAGCACUACAGUUACUGGAAACACUAAGACAGCCUCACAUAAAGGGAGGGGUGACAGUGACAGUGAGGAUGGAAAAUUGUCAUCAGGCGAGACACCCCGGGGGGAUGCUGAGGCAUCUGGCAGUGAGGGUGUGCCAGAAGUAAACGGUAUGCCAAACAAGACAGUGCGAACAGGCAAACAGUACACGUGCCCCCACUGCUCCUACAGUGCCGACAAGAAGGUCAGCCUCAACCGCCAUAUGCGAAUGCAUUCUGCAUCUCCAGGACCCAGUCCAACCCCCAGCUCACUGUCAAAUGGGGGGCCAGUCCCCACACCACCUGCCGAGGUCACCGCGGCACUACUGAAUUCUCCGCACUUGGUGGACCGCUACUGCCAGGAUUGCGACAUCCGGUUUUCAUCGGUCAAGACUUUCAGGGCACACAAACUACACUACUGUAGCACCAGGCAUGUGGUGAAGUCUCAACCUCCUCCUCCACCACCUUCAACAAAGAUGUCAUCGGAGUCAGCUCCAGCGUCACCACCAGAAGUGGUGUCACGAACAUCACCCAGCUGUUCACCUCCCAGCAGGGAGCACCGCAGCCCUCCCCAGCCAUUUCUGGCACUGCCCACAAACCCUAUUCUGCUGGUACCCUGCUCACUGAUUCAGGGAGCCAGCCUUCUGACUGGGGCAGCUGCUAUGGGCCUCCCAGCCCGUGACACAGCGUGCCUGCUCCUCCCCAAUGGCACUCUCCAGCCGAUGGCUCAGGCAGUGCAUGCGCAGAUCAGGAGUAAGGAGGCAGAGGUCACGCACACAACCGAUCAGGUGAAGUCAGUAGUGCCUGCUCGGAUAGAAACCAGUAGUCGCUGCAUACCUCAUAUCGAGACCAGUGGUGAUACAUCUGCACCUCUGGACCUGAGCAUGAGGCGUUCCUCAGAAGGCAGUGGGGCUGGUGAUCUUGUAGUGGACCUGGACAGUGAUCAAGAUUCUCGAAGGACAUCUCCUGUGCCCCUACCACCUCCCCCACCCCCACUAACACAGUCCAUUACAAUGAUACAGGAUGAGGAAGAAGUGGAGGUAGAUGAGGGUGAGGACAUCGUUUGUGCACCGUCCAUUCCCUCCCUCCUCCUCUCUGCUUCCUCGACAUGUUCCAGUCCUUCUCCUCCACCACCACCUACCUCUCCAACUUUGUCUAAUUCAUCACAGUCCAACUUGAAACGGGGACCAGGAUCUGGAUCGUCAGAACUUCCAUCCAAACGACCACGGACCGAGUCUGAAAGUAACAGUCCUAGCCCCAAAUCUCAGCAGACUUCACCAAAAUCACCACGCAGAGGAACACCAAAUGGUGUCAUCAUUAUGAACAACAGUGGCAGGAAUAGCAGUUUGGAGUCUGCUACUAACAGCCAAAGGAAAGCACUGGCGGCAGCGCUCAGCCGCCAUUUGAGUCAGGUGGAGUCCACCAGUAACCUGUCCAAUUUGCUGCUUGCUGCUGUUGCUGCUUCAUCAGCACAUCAAGAUGAUGCAGGAGGCAAUGGUGCACCCCUCCUCAAGUCUCCACCUGUACCUCUCCCUUUCUCAGGGAAAGCCUCAACCAAGAACACCAUCGCAACAAAAACUCCUCAUAUUACUCCCAUAAUCCCACCUCCGUUGUUGCUACAUAACCCUCGGACUACCUCGGCAGACAUCCUGUCCUCAGCCAGCAUCCUUCCACUUCUCACAACUGAGAUGGCUCUGAGAAUGGCAACAGAAGCUGCUGCGGGAGUAGUGCCUCCUCCACCUCCACCACCUCCACCACCACAGGUGCUUGUGAAGCAAGGGGUGUCCAAAUGCCGGGAGUGCAACAUAGUAUUUUGUAAGCAUGAGAACUACAUGGCUCACAAGAAACACUACUGUUCAGCAAGACUGGAGGGUGGUGGGGAUGAUGGCAGAGUAUCCAGUCCUCAGGGAGUAGUGCCCAACUCUCCCUCAGGGUCUCCACCCCACGGGAAGGACCGUGGUAGAUCGGCUAGUCCGAGUAUAGGCGGUUCAUUGUCGGCUCAGCAGCAGCAAGGACAGUUGGGACAGAAGCCUCCAACACUUUUCCAGUUCAUCUGUGCAGCCUGUGGUAUUAAGUUCACUUCUUUUGACAACUUGACUGCACACCAGGCAUAUUACUGCCCCAAGCGGACAGAGCUGUUGGCCAAAUCUACAGCGGAGACAGUGACCGAUAAACCCCCUGUCUCAGCUCCACGCAAAUGUGUAAAGUGCAAGGUAUCAGUGCCAGUAGAUCAGUUGGCAACCCACCAAUGCUCAGGUGUGGGCGGUUCAGGUGGGUGGAAGUGUCCAUGUUGUGAUGUUGUGAGUCCAACAGCCAGUGCUGCUCAGAGACACAUGGAUUCUCACAGUGGGGUGAAGGCCUUUCGUUGUACUAUUUGUCGCUACAAGGGUAACACUCUUCGAGGCAUGAGGACGCACAUCCGCAUGCACUUUGAAAAACGCUCCACAGACUUACAGGAGGAGAACUUUAUCUCAUGCAUCAUUGGUGAUGAGGGAGUGGUUGGCAAUCAGCAGCAGCCGGUGAUUGUGCAGCCACCAGAAACUGUACUGUCUGAGCCACAGAUCACAGAAGGAGGCGACAGUGGUCGUAUAGAGAAGUUACACUUCUGUGACCUGUGCAACUACAGUUCCACUUACAAGGGCAAUGUGGUACGCCAUCACAGGUUGGUUCAUCUGCAUGUGAAGCCUGAGCAGGAGGGUUCCACUUCCCCCAUUGACAUAAAGAUGGGGAGUCCCAGGGAUGUGUCAGAGGGAGAGGGGGCUGAAGAGUGUAUGAAGCCAGAUAAUGUGACUGUGAAGGAAGAGGUACGAGCCAGAGUGUAUGUCGAUGAUGAGAGGGAGGAAGAAUAUGUUGAAGUUGAGGAGGACAUCACAAUGGCACAUUCUGUAGUGAAGACAGAACCUCUGAUCAUGGUGUCUGAAGUGGACAAUACAGGUGGCAGCUCAGUGGAUGAUAAGUCAAAACUUGAUACGUCUCAUCACCGAGAGAGAGAUGACAGUGGGCGAUUCUGCUCUAGUGAUAUGGAAGCCCGGGACCAGGUCGAGGGUGAUGCACAGAAUGUACCCACAUCAGCAGGUAACGUCAUCAAAAAGACAGGGCCCAAAUACUGCAAAUCAUGCGAUAUAUCAUUUAACUACUUGUCUACCUUCAUUGCACAUAAGAAGUUCUAUUGCUCUAGCCAUGCUGGAGAGAGCACCACUGGCAGUGCUGGCGGAAGAACUGCAGAGGCUUCAGUUCUCUGAGAUCUUCCAGUCAUCCAACAUCGCUAGUUUCUAAAGGUUUUUGUGGUACAUACAGCAAUCAGAGGUUCUCAACUCUAGUUACAUAUUAGCUGUGCAUCAUGGCUUACAUGAGGUCUAGCUACCCUAUGUUGCAGUAGCAAAUCACUAAACUGCUAACCCAGGAGAUAAAGUUGAGCCGAGAGCAACGGGGGAUUUAAAUCCCUGUUUCCAUAUGAUAAAGAUUAAUAUGGAUUGUGCAUGGAUAAUUCAACACCUUGACCCGGUUGAUGUAAUGAUACACCCCUACUUUCACUAAUUGGCACAAAAGUCAUUGUCUACAGGUUUUUAAGCUUCAGUCCUAUGAUAUAUAGGACAUUCUUUGAAAUCUCUUGUUUGUCCAGCAGUUGUCACAUAACUGCAUUUGUUCAGCUGUAUUAUGAGAUAUUCUGUACAGCUGUUAGGUAAAAUAUUGAACUCUAUUUUAUGACCCUCAUCCAUUGUUAUAUGAUAACACAUGCUAGCCACAAUUCAAAACCAUAAACAUAAGAGACUAAAGAACUGACUGGCUGGGUCAGGUAACCUAACUUAUUAGUUUGUGAAGAUUUCUGUCUUCUGGGUUGUUGCGCUUUGUGGUCUGGUCGAUGUUAACCAACGUUUCAGAGGUCAUACUGCCUCCAUCAUCAGGGCAAUGAAUAUUUGACCAAACUACACAGCGCAACAACCCAGAAGACGUAAAUCUUCAUACUCACCGCUGUGAAAACCUCAAAUCUUACUUAUUAGUUUGUACUUAUGUUUCUGAGGAUGUAUUUCGUUAUUCCUGUAUAUUGAAAGAUAGUAAUCAAGAAUUACUGAAAUCAGUAAUAUUAUUGAAUUCUGAAUGCUUUUGGCUCAAGAGCUAGAAUUAUAAGAAGUCGGGUGACUUUAAUGCAAGAAUGUUCCGCUCUCAGUUAUACAGUAGCACAUGUGAAUGUUGCUUUUGGUUAGUUGGUAGCAUUGCAGAAGUGAGAGGGAGGAAAAGAUGUUGACUCAGUGCUGCAAAUUCUGUUCACUGCAAACAUAGGUUUAUUCCAAACAUAAGUAAUUCAUGAAUAUGUUUCUCUGAAAUUUUUUUUUGGGUUUUGUUAUAAUUAAUUGCAACUGCCAAGGACGUGUCCAGAAUAUUGUCA